Molecule: messenger RNA, 1727 nt
Organism: Camellia sinensis
Lineage: Eukaryota; Viridiplantae; Streptophyta; Magnoliopsida; Ericales; Theaceae
Product: putative serine/threonine-protein kinase PIX13
Biological process (GO): protein phosphorylation
Molecular function (GO): protein kinase activity; ATP binding
Source: RefSeq, a predicted model, not a curated record
ACAAAUAGUAAUUGGACAAACAAACUCAUCCCUAUUAAACAACAACGAACCAAUCAUCUCAAUUCUGAGGGAAAAAUUCAACAAUUUUUUUUAAUCCAGACAAACAGCAAGCCCUUUUGUUUCUCUGUCCUGUCCUCUGAAACUGUCAAAGACUGGUUUGGGUUUUGGUCCAACCAUGUUCAUGUUGUCAUUACAGCAUCAAUAGGAGAAGCACAAAGGUUGACAUGGGCAAUUGCUGGGGAUCUAAAUCUGCUGAACUUGUCCACUGUAACACUAACACCACCACCCCCACCACCAUCGCCACCAUCGCCACCACUACCACUACCACUACCACCAUCAUCGCCGCCACCACUGGACCUUUCACUCCAGGGACAUCUAAUGGUGACAGCAACGACGUUGGAUUUUCGAGCAGUAGUCCCAGCCAAAGCCAAUUCUCAGUUGCAGCGAGCGAUGAUACUUGUUUGAAUGGAGAAAUAUUGGCCACACCAAACUUGAAGGUUUAUACUUUUGCAGAUUUGAAGACCGCAACGCGAAAUUUCAAAUCAGAUACUGUGUUGGGAAUUGGUGGUUUUGGGACAGUGUUCAAGGGAUGGGUGGAUGAGAAGACGCUUGCACCGUCUAAGUUUGGCGCCGGAAUGAUUGUAGCCAUCAAGAAACUGAGCCAUGAAAGUGUGCAAGGCUUUCGAGAAUGGCAGUCGGAAGUGAAUUUCUUGGGAAGACUUUCGCAUCCUAACUUGGUUAAGCUGUUGGGGUACUGUUGGGAGGAUCAAGAGCUUUUACUUGUAUACGAAUUUAUGCAGAAAGGAAGCUUAGAAAACCAUCUUUUUAGACGGGUUUCUUCUUCUGUUGAACCACUUUCUUGGGAUCUGCGGCUCAAAAUAGUGAUUGGUGCUGCACGGGGCCUUUCUUUCUUGCACACUUCUGAAAAGCAAAUCAUUUACAGGGACUUCAAAGCCUCUAAUAUACUGCUUGACGGGAACUUCAAUGCAAAAAUCUCAGAUUUUGGCUUAGCAAAAUUGGGGCCCUCGGGUGGAAACUCACAUGUAACAACUCGAAUUAUGGGCACAUAUGGUUAUGCUGCUCCAGAAUACAUUGCAACAGGUCAUUUAUAUGUGAAGAGCGAUGUGUAUGGUUUUGGUGUUGUGCUGCUGGAGAUAUUGACAGGAUUACGAGCACUAGAUACCAAACGGCCCAGUGGGCAACAUAACCUGGUUGAUUGGGCAAAGCCCCUUCUUUCCAACAAAAAGAAGCUGCAAACAAUUAUGGAUGCACGGAUGGAAGGACAAUAUUCUUCAAAGGCAGCGUUACAGACCGCUCAACUUACUCUAAAAUGCCUUGAACCAGAACCUAGAAACCGGCCCUCAAUGAAAGAAGUCACGGAGGUCUUGGAACGGAUAGAAGCUAUGAGGAUCAAACCCAAAGCAUCCAAAUAGGAGCUGACAAAUAGAAACAAUCACAUUGAGCAAGGUAAGCUGAAUUGGAUCAACAAGUGUAUGUUCACACAAAUUGUGUACCCUUUUUUUUUUUAAUUUUUUUUUUUUUUACAAUUUGGUGACUUAUUUGUUGAAUGAUUUCUGUAACAUUUUCUUGAAAUUCUUUCUUUGCAAAUUUUGUAUUGGUAAUUGUCAUUUGUAUUUACAUCGGGUGAUUGUUGUAAACUAGGAACUAUGAUAUGAUUUUUAUAGUAUCAUUUGUGAACGGAGUUGGAAAUAAUUUUGCAAUACCUA